UCUGUGACGUCAGAAGCACGGAGCGCUGCGCCGAAUGACACAUGGGGGCAACAACAUUCGCGUGUUGGCGGCCAGGGGUAGCUGCAGAAAACCGCCUCAUUGUUCCGUUCUAGGACACCCAGAAACGAACGGAUGGUACCCAAAUGUAGAGAAAGAUCCGCUUUCUCGUGCUGGCCACUCGCUGUGCGUUAAUUAUGCCCAGGGAAGUCAGGAACUUGACCACACCCAGUCGUCUGCUUCAGUCUCUGACCUACAUCGCGUGAGCGUGUGUCGGCGGAUACUGCCCCGCGCUUACACACCGUUAGUGCACACAAGGGAGAAAGAAACUUUUCAACGGUGAGAUCUCGCACUGUUUCGUGGAGUGUGGGAAUCAGGAGCAUUCUUUUGCUGAAAUAAACUUUCGUUUUCUUCAGUCGGUUGUGAAGGAACUUCACCGCCUUGUCUGAGUACAUUUGGGACCUGACACAGCAGCACACAGGAAGAAGGUAAGAAGGAAUCUUCUAGUGUGUCUGAAAUCUAGUCUAACGACUGUGUCGCAGUAUUUAAAAAAAAAUAAAAAUUCGUGCUUCAGUUAAUAUGAUAGAAGAAAGAAGCUAACACCUCACACUGGGUUGCCUCACAGUUUCUAGGUCGGUAGGACUUCCUGCCAAGUCAGCUGAAGGCGAUGUGUCUGUUGAUGUGUGGUGGGGGUCUUGUCUUCAACGAAUCAUGUGUACUGCAAGCUGGGGUUGGAGUGUGUAAUGUGUUCCUUACAUGUACAGUGUGAGUAUCCGUAGAAAUUCUUCCUGUUUUGAAUAACCAGGGAGCAGUGAAAAGUUAGCAUAUAAGUGAAUAAAUUUGAAGAAAAAAAAACCGACGAAAACUUCUUACAAGGAAGGGUAUGAAUGAAAAAUUAAUGCCCUAGGAUGUGAGACUAACGGUUGAGGCUGCAGUCAGCGAAGGGUGGGAUGCCGAAGAGACAGUCGUUGUGGGAGGGUUCGGCGUCUGCUACCCAGACUGUCACCAAAACACCAUCGAUCAGAGUCGGGUGCAACGAGGACGGACUGUUCGUCUGCGCGAUCGUUUGUGAAUCCGUUGGUGGCGACAAGUUUGCCGGCUGUUGUGUCCGCGGUGGCGCAGAGGGCAGGGGCGAGCGGGAGCUGGAGAUAAGCGAAGAACGUGUCCUUGAGAAGGUGUUUGGCAGGAGUCGCCGCCGCCGUCAUGAGUUCUGUUGACUCCCCGUUCUGUCCUUGCUGCCUUCAUCGCCACAACAACGACAGUACCGCAAGGACAACGACGACAACGCUGCUGCCGAAGUCUGCUGCCGCGACCGCACUGACUGUACCGCCUGCAACGCUUUGCUCUGUUUUGUACUAUGCCGCCCCCUCCCCAUAUGACGACGCCAUUGUCUGUACUACUACUACUAUUACUGCAGCCACAACCGCUAGUCACAUCGUUUCGAAUCGGACAUCAACCGCGACGACCACACCGGCAUCUGCGACUACGACCGCCAACCCGUUCUGCGAGCGGCCGCCUCUUCUGAAGGCCCUAUCCUAUAAUGUGUGUGGAUGCCUACAGGCCGAGUCCAAGCAGUGUGCUUUGUGUAGCAACGUCUCUGGUCCCAGAGAGAUCAGUCUCCACCAUCACCGCAGCCUCCUCCUCCACCACCACCACCACCAUCACCACCACCACAACCACCACCACCUUCUCCACCAAGAACUACAGCAACAAUUACAGCAGCAUCUUCCUCAGACGCCUGUGCCAAAGAAGGCGAGGAGGACAGACUCAGGGUGUCGGGUGGCUGUUUCUCAUCUUCCUCACCCUCUUGUUGACACCUUCACCCGUACUUACGCUGCACUUGUACCCGUUUAAUAGCACCAACGGAGACAGCGCCACAGAGCGGACUGAUGACGGAGGGUCUGGAAAGAUUAAUCUGGCCCAGCCAUUCCCGUUCUUUGGCAAGCAUCAUGACAAAAUUUUUGUGAACAACAACGGCGCGAUAACUUUUUUCAACGACCUUCGUACUUACAGACCGGAGAACUUUCCUCUCAACAACACCCCAAUUAUCGCCCCUUACUGGGCAGACGUGGAUGUUCUGGUAGGAGGGACAGUGUGGUACCGCCAGACCGUGGACGCCGCCAUCUUGCGCCUGGCCGAGAACGAGGUGCGCAACUACUCGUCGGCGUUCCGGAAGUUCCGGGCCAACUGGGCCUUCAUCGCCACGUGGGACCGAGUGGGAUUUUACGGCGCCAUCAACGAAGGCAGGGAGCGACGCAACACCUUCCAGGCCGUGCUGGUGUCCGACGGUGCCUUGUCCUUCGUCAUCCUCAACUACGACACCAUCGAGUGGACGACCGGCUCCAACAGCCAGGGCACACCGGAAACUGGGCUGGGGGGAAACCCAGCACAGGUAGGGCACCAGGCGGGGUUCAACGCAGGCGACGGGGUCAACUUCUACGAAAUAGAGGGCGCUCGCACAGAGAGUGUCAUCAACCUGACCCGGAAGAGUAACGUUGACAUCCCGGGCAAGUUUAUUUUUCGCACCGAUGCCCCGGAAAUUGAGGGCUUCUGCUCAGCUGCAGGUUCGGGAACACUCUACUUUUCUCCGUCGUCAGGCAGCAUGCUAGGCGGGUACGAGGUGUCCAUCACGGGGCCCUGCUUCAACACGACCAGCGAGGUCACGGGGUUACUCGUCGAGUCCAACUCUACGCUGCCGUGCGUAAUCGAGAGCGAGGCUAAAGUUCGCUGUAUCAUGCCCACCGACGUGUUCCUGGUCGGGCAAGUGACAGUGGCGCUCGUUGUCGAUCAGCGCCUGUGGAACUACUCAGGGACCUUUACUCUAGUCAACGCAGCUCAGCUGACCCUGGCUCCUCAGGUGAGGCGGCACACCCCGAAGGAAUGGCUUGCCCGUAAGAAGGUCAACGUGACCUGGAACCCUAGUCAUCUCCCUUCCAGCGAGCAGGUUCUCGUGGAGGUUAGGGCGUUCUCGCUUGAAGAUGGUCAGCCCAAGCUCAGUCGUGUCGGGGAGACCCUGACAGUCGCCAACAACGGGGGAGAACUCUCUAUGACCAUACCGGUCUUUGACACCACGGCGCUGGCCGUCAUACAGAUCAAGGCCCCGCACUCAACCAUCAAUCGGGUCCCACUUGUCCAUCUGGUCCGACAUUUUCCCAGUUCGAUGGAGCAACGCCUCGCGGUCAGAUGGUUGGUGCUCUGGCUGGCUGGAUGGGGAGAGAAAGAAAGCGAGUUAACCAGCCUGACGGCCUGCCCCUGCACUCUCAACCAGGCGGAGAGGGACCUGGGCAGGUGGCAGGUCGAUCCCUUGUGUUCUUCUGCCUCCAGCGCCGCGCAUAACUGCCUGUACCGGGGCAGCAACACCUACGAGUGUCUCGUCCCCAUCACUACUGGAGGCAGGGCGUCGUCGAGUCAGGUGUGUUGUUAUGGAAAAGACAGAGAACUUCUGGACGUGAGGGAGGGAGGUGGAGGCAGCAUGGUAGAGAGGUACAACUAUAGACUGCAGGGUAACAAUACAGUGGCAUGGUUUUCGUACCUCUUGGAGGACGUGGUACCCUUUCUGCACUGCUGUGAAUACGGCACCAGUCGCAGCCACUGUGAAGGAUUUCGGCGUGUUCGGGCACCUGUGUCGUGCCAAGACUACAUCCCACCUGUGGCAGCACAAGCAGCCGGUGACCCACAUCUGGUGACUCUGGACAACCUUAGCUACACCUUCAACGGCGAGGGUGACUUUGUGCUGCUACAGGACAUCAGCGGCAGAAUAGUGGUGCACGUGCAAGCUAGCAGGGCGCAGGACACGGAAGGCAAUACCCAGAACGCCACAGUGUUCACGGCCGUUGCCAUGGCGGUUGACAACGAGACGGACGUGGUGGAGAUAAGGAAGGACCAGGAAGACUUUGUGUUGGUUCGCGUCAACCGGCAAGAGGUGGACAUCACAGACCCGCGGACAGAGUUCAGAGGAAUAACAAUCUACAAGAAUGGAACAGACAACGACACUGUAGAACUGACGGUUGUCAUGGACACAGUUGGCAUCUCCGUGCUUGUGUCUGUGACGGAAGACUUGCUGAACAUCAUGGUGCUUGUUAGUUCCAGGGAACUGCAAGGUAAACUACGCGGUCUCCUUGGCAACAACAACAACAACAAAUCGGAUGACUUCAUGGCGCGCAAUGGGGACAUCAUCUCAGCCAGUUCCAGUAUGCGAGAAAUCCACUUCCUGUUUGGAAUGACCUGGCUGCUGAACGAGAACGAGACUCUGCUCUAUCAUCCGGACACGUCACUACUCAGCUCUUCCUCAGCCCCCACCCUCCGAAACGAGUUCGUUCCGGUCUUCAUCAACAGCCUCAGCAACGACACCUACCGAAACGGCACGGAGGAGCUGUGCCAGGGAAACAUCCAGUGCAUCUACGACUACCAGCUGACGGGCAAGGAGUCCAUAGCGGAGUCCACCAAGCAGUUUAACGCUCGCUUCAUGCAGGUCGUCAGUGAGAUAGAACCUGUCGUGCGCUGCCCUUACGUGGACCAGAUCUCCAACGGCAACCGGACCUUGAACGGACAAAAAGUGGGAAGCAUCGCCUUCUUCUCUUGCGAUGACAAGUACCAGGCCAACGGCAGCAUCGCCCUCGAGUGCCUGGCCAGUGGCAGCUGGAACGACUCACUGCCCACGUGUCAGAGAGUGCCUUUGUCGACUGAUAAUCCCGCGCUUCUGUACGCGGGCAUAAUCGGUGGCGUGGGGUCUUUCUUCCUGCUGCUGGUAACCGUAGGACUGGUCUGCCUUAUCAAGCGACGCUGUACCUCCCGCAAGAGAAAACCAGACCAGACGUCUGUCGGAGAGCUGAGUGUAGAGCUGCCAGUCAUCUUUACUGGUCCUGACAUCCCAAACCCUGUGUUCGAGAAUCCGCAUUUUCUGUCAAGUCUUCAGAACCUCAGGAGCGAAGGCGGCAGAUUUCAGAUUCCAAGGCCUCGAUUUGUCGACCCCAACAUUUACACCGAAUACUUUUGAGUCCUGUCUUGUGAAGACCAUGAGUUGUGUGACAGCCAAUCGGUUUCAGUUUCGCAGCCCUCAAGGCGGUGGAAGGGGGAAUAACCUCUCCUUCCUCGCAAGAGCUACAGGUCAAGCUCGGAGGGGCGCUCAAGAAGGAAACACGAUUGCACGACAUCGUGCCCGAGGAAUUAUUCCCACAUCCUGCAAUAUCGCACUUACUGGCACGGCACUGCGAAGGAAACUGUCAGCAGAUGGAUGCGGAGGAUGUUGGCAGUCGCUAUCGUCGGAUCAAGCAAUGCUUAAGAUGACGGCGGCCCGUCCGCACGAGUCGUCUGAAGGGGCGCUGCUGUGUGCGGUCACGUGGGAUAAGAGAUUUAAAAAGAAGAAACCAAGAGAACUGGAAUACAUGAAACAGAAAAAAAUUAUCGACAUAACCUUACUGGAAAAGCAUCGGUAGUCAGUGGUUCCUGUUAACUGACCAACUGUUUGAACAAAUUCUUACACGUCUCCUACAGAAACCUAAACAGUGCAUGUGAACAGGUUUCCUGAAGUAAUGUAUGCACAACAUUUCCUGAACCGUUCAACGUGGCAUCUUUGGCAACUUUGAUAACAAUGGCUUUUAAAAGUCGUGUGUAAGAUGUGGCAAGAAUUUUGUUUUUUUGAGGAAUCUCUUCAAUCAGAAGUUGUGCGUUCUCGCCGGACAGCCUCGAUGGUAACAACAGGCGACCUCGGCGAGACCAAACUCAAGAACAGAGAAAGGGACACCGGGCUCCGUGCCAGGGCCCGGCUCUUAGGUCUUGUGCUGUAGACGUGACGCCGAGUGCUGCGGCCUCAGUCAUCGAGUAUGAGGCCGUCGUGUCGUCGGUGCAACGCUGGUGGUGGGUUGUUGCGCUGGUGGUGGUGCAGGGGAGACAAGUUUUAGCGGACGACUGUGUCGUUCUGACGGUGUCGCGCGGAGACUGACAUUUAUUCUGUGGAACUUCAGGUGGUGGUUACACGGAACUCUCAGAAGGAGCAAUAAUUCUUUUUUUGUUUCUGUCUCGAACUCGAAGUCAUAGUGAUAAAUACACUGUAUAGGUGUUUGUGCGCGCGCGCAUGUGUGUAUGUGAGUUCAAGAGGGAGACAGACACGUUUUGUCUAAUAUGGAUUGUAUUUUUUUCAGCGUGUGUUCAUUACAGACUUUGGGUUGGUUUUCUUUAGCCCUUUUUUUUCAACCUGAGUAAAUAUUUAUUAAGGACAGUAUCGAUCGCUGACAGGUACACAGUGCCCUCAUGCACACGUUACCAAUAUUAAUUAUUUGACUACAGAGUAACAUGCUUUAAAUUUAUGCUUGGUACCGGCAGGUGCUUGCUAUCGUAUUUCGGCAGACUUAAGUUGUGCAGUGUUUUUUCUGUUUGUUUUUUGCGCCUUUUUUGUUUUCCUGCUGUUUUAAUUUUUGUCAUGAGAUCACAGACCUCAAGGACAGUUACAUUGUCCAAACAGGGCUCUCGGGGUUUUUGUGUGCGUGUGUUUGAAGACAAUCGGAUUUCUGUUUACGGAGUGAAAGUAGGAAGUGAGGGUCGGGAUGGAGAAAUUUCCUUCCGCUGACAUGAUAAGGAGGUCGCUGUUCUGCAUUAGACUGUCAUGUUGUCUUGAAGGACUUGCUGUCGCUGCUUGAACAAAAAGAACAAAAAAGAAAUUAUCAGAAUGAAGGCGGAGAUGAAAAGUGCUGAGUUUCUGAUAGAGAUGUUCUUAUCUGCCUGACACAUCGAAACAACAUCGUCUAGUGGACACCUCCUGACACUGAGAAGACGGGGCACUGCUGAGGGUGGGGUGGGAAAGGGUAAACAGUGACAUCAGUUAGCGUGAGGGUUGAUUCCCUUUGUUGACAAACACCCGUGGUCCCUUGGUCCAUGGAAAAUACUAUUGUCUUCUCAUGCUGGAGUAGCGAGAAAAAACAAACUUUUCUUUACGUGUAUAGUCAUGCAAUAAUUUGUGCGCAGCAUUCAAAAAAAAAUUUUUUGGAGGAGGGUGGGAGGAAGAGAUUUGGCAUUUGUUUCCUUCUGUUUCUUUCUUCUUUUUUUAAAUGGGUUCUUUCUUUUAGGGAAGAUGAUUUUUUUUUCCCUUAAGUGUUGUAAAAUAUGUUGAAAUCAUCAAGUAGUGUUGUCGAAAGAUGAUUUUCUGUGCUUUAGUUUUCAGAUUCAACUUCGAAUUGGACUGAUUACAUGUAGGGGAAAACGUGCCUGUGUGAGAAAUCUCUGUAUAUAUGUAUUAAACUGUACUUUCAUUCCCCCACAACCCCCCUUCCCAUUUUGUUUUCGUCCAGCGAUGACGAAUAGGCUACAACUGUUUUUGUGCUGCUUUUGCGGAACCAGAAAAAGUGUGUGUACAUAUACCCUCUGGCCGAGAGACGACUGUACCUCUAUAUUCGUGCUUUGGUUUUCAAGUGCCUUGCGAACGAGGGGCCUUCACUCCAAGAAAAAAAAAAUAAAAGAAGAAGAAAGAAACCCUGACGCCUUCUCACCUGCAAGUGACAUUAACCUUUCAGAUGCAAGAAAGGCUAUCGGACGCCUUCAUAUCUGUAGUGGAAAUGUGCUUCAACUGCAUGCCAGGUUAUCUUUGAUCCGAGCUUCACUUUUUGUUUUGUGUCUGUUUUGUUAUCAUCAGUAGGUGAGCAACAAACAAUACAGACACCUGCAUAAAGUCGUUUCCAUAAUAAAAAAUAUUAUACCUUUUUUUUUGACGACAGAUUCACCCUUGCAGCAUAAGAUCGUCGAAUAUAUUUUGUUUUGACUUUAGCAUAGCAAUUGUUAAUGUAUUUGGCGCAAUAUUUUUUUUAUAUAUAACGUGUGAGUUUGUGUAAAUGUUACUUUGGACGAGUUUGAGGAAUCCAACAAAAGUACUAGUCUUUAAAAAGCUGUCGUAGGAUUUGUAAUGUCGAACGAAAGAGAAACGGAUUGUUGCUAAUUUGGUUGAUGAAGUUUGCUUGCGUUGCUUCCUGUGGGUGUCGUCUCAGUUUAAAGAACUAGAGAGAUUGUAGCAUUUUGUUGUGUUUUUCCCCUUUAUGGAUUUUUCCUUAUGUAUUCAUUGGUUCAUUUAUUUUCAUUCGGACAGAACAGCUACAGUGCAGUAUGCUUCAUGAGUGCCUUGCGAUUUUUGUUUUUUUCGAAGACGAGGACAGACGAGUGUGAUACACCGUUAAACAAAAGACAUAAAGUGUGGUCGAUGAGGAUUUUGCUUUUGUGGUUGUUUGUUUAAACUGGCUCUGCACUUAGUUGACCCUCAUCUAAACAGAAGAAAACUGACUCAGUGCCUCGCUUUCAACACUGUUCAUCAGCUAUGGGCUGACUGCUUCCUAUUCUUGUGGUCGCGCUUUGAACCAGAAAUGUUAAAUUGCCAGUGACAAAGACUGUCGUAUUUUGUUUUUGUUUAAUAGGGAUUGUGGUUUCAAGGAGAAUGUGUGUGUGUGAGAGAGAGAGAAAGACAGCCGACAGUCUUGAAAGACAGGCAGCACCUUUAGCAGUGUAAUAUGAGAACCCCUCCCGGCAUCGCUGUCGAUUCCCUCCACCCCUUGGUCUCCUACUUCCCUUUACCAAACUCUCUUCAACUUGGCACCACAGACUGUGGACCAGUUUCAUGUGCCGAUGGCUGCGGGUGCUACCCUGAAACAGGGAUUUUCUUCCUCCCCACCCCCACCAUUCUGUUUGCUCUGACUUGUGUGCAGGAAUCUUCAAGUACUCACAGGUCUGUUGUUUAUGUAAGUGUACAGGCAGAGUUCUUGAAAUGAUGAUGUUAGUGAACCACACAUUUCCCCACCCAGAUAAGGACGCUCGGAUUUUGUGAAAGGUGGAGGGAUGCAUUUCCCUGCGCUCCUGAGUUAAGAAAAAAUAUUGUUCUCUAUUCUUUCACACCUUUCGCAGCUCGUCCGAGGCUGUUGCUUUCCCCGAGACAUUAGGUCCGAGCUACAAGGGGAGCCUGUUCCUUUUUUAGCUGGUGGAAAGCUGGCUGCCCAGAAUCUGCACACGUCUUCGGCAAGCCACCACAAUGUACAUGUACAAUGUAAAUAUAACGAUAGGACGAAGUCAUCGUCACCAUCAUCAUCACCAUCAUCAUCAUCACCAUCAUCAUCAUCACGUCAUCGGGGCUGGAACGUUCUAGUCAUAAUUAGCCCCACCCUCCUUAGCUCCUACCAACUCUGCUUACAUGCGUAGACAGAGAGAAAGAGUGUGUCUGUGUGUUUGGUGCAUGCCUGUGUUUUUUUUAUCCUUGCGCAUUAUGUAAGUAUGUAUAGUUCUUAAUUUUAAAGUAUAUUUGUCCAUGAGAUGUUUGUGCGCGCGCACUUUGUAACCACCGUUCGUUAGGCGCCCUACAGACAUUGUGCAGCUGGUGGUGGGUGAUGGGGGAGAAUGGAGUGGGUGUCUUACCUCCUGUGAUGGCUGUAGCAGCUGUUUUGUCACCGGUGCAUAUUGCUUUAAGGCUGGAACAUGCAAUUGUUUCUCCCGUCCUCUACACCUAACAACAUUUCUUUUUAAAAAACAGGGGCUGGGAAUUCAAACGAUAAUAAUGAGUUGUUUCAGACCUUUGCGGGCUGGUAGUUUUUUUUUCAAUUAUUAUUUUCAAUCGCAAUCAGCUGUUGGUGUAAGACAUGAUGUCUUUCUCAGAACCUCCUCUCCUUGAAUGUCCAGCGAUGGCCAUCGUAUGAACUCUUCCAUGCGUAGGAUGUUUAUGCUAAGAUGCUUUGCUGGCCUUGUUUGCAGUAGGAUCACACUGACUAGAGUAUUGCUAUCGUGUGAAGGUUUUGUGAAUACAAUAAGUUGUGUAAGAUACGGCAUUCAGGUUGACAUAUUUUAGUGGAGGGAGGGAGAGUUGGUCUUUAAUGCUUUGAAGAUUUUUCUAAAGACUUAUUAUGGGCUUCUUUAACUUUCUAAGGAUGUAUUCAUUUUUCUCUUUUUUUGAGGUGUAGUUAAAGCACCGAAAAACUGAAAGGAGUGGAGAUUAUUCAAUUGUCUUUGAAUUCACAUGUGAAUUCACCAAGUUUCUGUACCUUUUUCUAUUUCAGACUAAAAACAACAAAAAUCUCGAAGAUGAUGAGUACUCAACAAUUUGUCAGCUAUAUAAAAUAUUUAGCAAUAUUUUCUUUUUCGCCUACGCUGGAAGAAGAAGACUAAACCUAUCUGCUUCAUUCUCUGGCCACAUUACAAUCACUUCAGUUAAUGGGCUUUUUUCUGUCUCUGUCUCUCUCUGUCUCAUCAUUUGCAAGAGAUUUGCGUCUUUCUUGUGAGUUGUGCUUCCAUAAACACGAUUUCCUUCAACGCCUCUCAAGUUUUUGUUUAAUAAAUGUUCUGUUGUAUCUCGUCUCAUGAGAAUAACCCCUUUUCCCCCCAGAACAAAAAGAAUAAAUAAAAAGGGCGAGCUUAUCUUUCUGAGAUUUAUGUAACAACGAGUGCGGUCUCCACUCCUGCGAUAUUCCUUCUCGACAUAUGCCACCAAACAAAGGAAGCCGUUGUAAAAUGAAAGAUGUUAUGAACUGUGCACUUACUGUUAAACAUGCUUCAGUGUCAAACUUUAAAAUGAUUUGUCGAGCGCAGUCACGUGUUCCACAUCGCGAGUCUAGCGAAGGAUAUUCUUAACCGGACGAAUGUGUGUGCGAGCCUUUGACCAAGUUCCGCAAAGUUUUGAUGUAACCGUCGUGUAAAAGCUUUAAAGAGGCCCUUGAGACACAAGGGGUGCUUGCACUCGGAUAGGUCAGCCUUAGUGUUGACACGGUCAUGCCCUAGGAUCAUGUGUAAUGUACAUGCUACCUCAUGAAACAUUUGAUUUCCACGCGGGUUUCUCCUCUCCCCCUCCCCUUCUCUCUCCCCUUCCUUUAAUCUGCCCAAAUCUGUUCAGUUCAAGGAGGCUUGCACAUUUAUAGAUAUGUCCGUUAACUAGUUUUUUUCGCUGAUUUACUGCUCAGAGGUUACUACUAUCCGUGAUGGUCGUCCCGUCUUCACUGCUCACUGUGAUGGGCACAUAGCUUCCCUCUGUCUCAGCAUAGCGCUCUCUUGACCCACCCGUUCACCAAUGUACCUCUUUCUCUCUUUUGCUUUCUCUCUCAGCUCCUGUCCUGUCACUUUGCCCAGCCUGUUAAAUAUUGUGUUUACAUUCAGCCGAGCUAGUGCCGGCCGCACUUGCCCAACAGCUCAUUGAACCGUCUGUGUAGUGUUUGUUACUCCUUAUGCGAACCCGAGUUGUUCUGUCGCCAUACUGUUUUGGACCAUAAUUGUGGGUGUGUACCUGAAUUUAUACACUUAUCUGUUUGACUUAAUUCCUCCCCCACUCCACACAGAAAGUUCUGCUUUUAUUGAAGUUUUAUGAAGGUAUGGGUACAGCCUGUGUUUAUUUAUCUUUAUUUUUGUGUUAGUUUGAAAGUUCGUCUUUUCUCGUCACGAUGGCGAGACUAAGGGUCGAGUAGUAUCGUGUGCAGAACGAAAGUACCAGCGGUAGCGGAAUGGCUUUCAAACCCGGAGAUCUUGUAACAAACAUUUGUACCUGUGAUCGCCGCUACUUACAGUUUCUAAUCCCUUUAAAGUGGCGAGGUACACUCGACAAGUCCUCGAUAACGGAGAACGAGUGUGACCUCCAGGGAGCAUUCAGUUGACUAUGGUCGAUCACCGGAAUUGUCGUUCACAAUGCAAAUUCUUGUCUACAGUUGAAUACAAUUGCAGUUGCCUGAAAUGCAUGUCGAAUUCUUCGGCGACGGAAGUAUAGACCUUAGCAUACGUAACUGUUGUGUUUCGUGAUGAGGCACAUCCUUCUUGGUGAAACAGAUCCAUACCUCGCCAGACAGUGGGGAAUUAUGUACAUCUGAUUAACUUUUUCCAUGUAUCUUACAAAACUCUGGGACUUGAGAGGGGAUGGGUGUUUAUGACCGAGGAGGCCGUGCCGUUGCAUAGUGGCGAAUUUAACUUGGGGUGCAUCAGUUCAUGAGUUCAGGUCGUGCCAUUGUCUCGAUGCAACGGAAACAACAACAGCAACGACAGGGCAAGGCAAGGGGUCCUCUGUGUGAUGUUACUUGCAGUUUGUCGCUAUUCUUUCUCUUUAAUUCAUCUCUUUCAGUAUCCUUUUGUUUAAUCUUCUGCACAUUUCUGCUACCCAGUAAUGAUUGGCUACAAUGUUUCCCAUAAGAAAAGGGCCUUCAUUACCCAGCACAUUAUAUCGAAUAUGUCAGUGUCUGACAAACAGUUUGACAAACGACCACUCUGAUAAAUAAACAAACCCGAAAUACCAAGCAUAGUCAUAUAUUGCAUAGUAUGUGUCUGGUCAAGAAAACCCUUUAGCCAACCAAGUCUCUGCUCACGAAGGUAAUUCUCGUUUACAAAUUAUCCUGUCCCUCUAGUGGGUGAUUAUGACUGUAUCGAGUUAAUAAUAUUUGUGAAUUUGUUUAAACUCCAUUGCGUUUUGAGCAGUGCGUGAGUAUAAGACGAUACUGUAUAUCAUAGUAAGUAAGGUUGACGAUGUAGUCUGCCGUUGUUGGUGUGGAAGGUAUUUUGCUUGUAACAGUUUGUGUGUAUGUGUGUGUGUGUUAUCAGACACAUUCACAUUGCGUGAUUGUCACUUCUGUCACUUCGCAAUACCCAGAUGUCCAGAUUUUUAAUGUGUAUGUGUGCGUGCGUGCGUGAGUGUGGGAUUUAUACAUAGAGAGCGCUUUAGCCAACUGUGCGUGCGUGCAUGCCUGCUCACUCGCUCUUUGAGAGGGAUUUCCAUGUUCACAUAUGCGUGUGCGUGCGUGUUAGUGAACAGUAAUACGAUCAAUAAGUGCAUAUUAAAAUUAACUGUAGAUUUUUUUUUUCAGGCAGGGGUUGCCAAGUGUACAUUUAACGACUACCCCGCUCCACCACUCUCCCCUCUGUACGACGUAAUAUUUAUUGUAUGUAGACGGCUUGUCUGGUUUCACAAAAAUAAAUUGAUGAAAUAUUUUCAAUCA
Pomacea canaliculata is the source of this 12920-nucleotide messenger RNA. RefSeq names its product sushi domain-containing protein 2-like. The transcript is spliced from 19 exons. Lineage: Eukaryota; Metazoa; Mollusca; Gastropoda; Architaenioglossa; Ampullariidae. The coding region runs from base 1538 to 4993 and encodes 1151 amino acids. The record is from RefSeq and is a predicted model, not a curated record. Gene Ontology annotation, biological process: cell-matrix adhesion.